AUGACUGGUACAAAGCAGAUUGCCCACAAAUCCACCGGUGGUACAGCACCCAGGAAACAAUUGGCUACAAAUGCUGCUUGCAAGAGUGCGCCCUCUACUGGAGGAGUGAAGAAACCUCAUAAUUCCAGGCCUGGUACUGUAGCGCCCCACGAAAUCAGAAGCUACCAGAAGUUCACAGAACUUCUGCUUUGCAGGUUCCCCUUUCAGCAUCUGGUGCAAGAAAUUGCUCAGGACUUCAAAACAAAUCUGUGCUUCCACAGUGCUGUUAUUAGUCCUUUGAAGGAGGCAAGUGAGGCCUAUCUUGGUGAUCUUUUUGAAGAUACUACGCUAUCCCAUGCCAAACGUGUAACAAUUAUGCCAAAAGAAUCCACAUAG
Rattus rattus (black rat) is the source of this 375-nucleotide messenger RNA. RefSeq names its product histone H3.3A-like. The coding region runs from base 1 to 375 and encodes 124 amino acids. Gene Ontology annotation, molecular function: protein heterodimerization activity; structural constituent of chromatin; DNA binding. The record is from RefSeq and is a predicted model, not a curated record. The transcript has a single exon. Gene Ontology annotation, cellular component: nucleosome. Lineage: Eukaryota; Metazoa; Chordata; Mammalia; Rodentia; Muridae.